GUUGCUGUGGUCUGGUGGACUUCACCACGCGUGAGCUUUAGGCGAGGACCACGUGCUACCUAUAACCAGGGUAUGGCUGGAUCAUCAGUCAGCGCACUGGCGAAUCUGCUUGUAUCUGCGGCAUCGGUUGAGCAUGGUGACGACACAGAAGACACGCACGAAAAGCUGCGCGAGGCAACACGCAAUGGUGCCAAGAGGAAGGCCAGAGUGUUGUCCAAGCAUCACGCCGUUUUAGCGCGGUGGACGGCAUCGCCGGCUACGGGCGUCAACCCCCGACGACAACAACACAACGGGGCGAACGGUUGUAGCACGGGCGAUUCUCCUGCUGCGCCGCGCUAUUCCGGCACGAGGUCCAGUGAGGAUAUACCGCACGUUGACGCGGUGGCCGAUCGAAGCGAGGAGGUUCGAGUUCAAAACAACAUCGUGUCGCCGCUGUUAUCGUUGGCGUCCACGGAUAGCGUCGGCCGGCACGUGGUGGCCGGGGGCGGUUCGGGGGCGGGAGUGAUACCCGCGGGCACGGUCCUGCUGAGGGAGACCCCGUUCGCUUGGAGUCUGCACCCUGAGUUCAAUGGUGAAUUCUGCGCCCACUGCCUCUGCGAGGUACGGGGUCCGGUGACUCUCUGCCCCGAGUGUAGACGUGUAGCUUUUUGCGGCCGCGGGUGCUCGACAGCCGCCCUCCAAGAGUGGCACGGCAGCGAAUGCGUAGACGCAUCUUCUUGUACUCCCCUCGAACCGGCACUGUCCGGCGUAUCCCCUACUUGCAUGGUGGCACUACGAGCAUACAAGCGAGCAAGACGGCAAGGAGGCCAACUACCAAAGAGAACGGACUCUGGCCAGGGCGACGCGGGUGUUGCCGUUACCGUUACCGAGACGCAAGGUGCAUGCCAAAAUAGGUUCGGUAACAUCGCGUCGUCGCCGCCCAGGGGUGGUGGCGAAGAUGUCGCGUGGCCGAAGGUAAAGCUGGGCAACCUGCAGGAGCACUACGCUGCACGAUCUGCGCGAGAAAGGGACUUACUGGAGACUGAGGCGGCGGUUACAGCAGUUCUAGCCAACGGCUUUGGCAGCGACAUAGAUUUGGACGCAGACAGCCUUGGAAGGAGCGGUAGCGGACGGUGCGCAACCCGAACAAGCACUGAGGCGUGUGAACUGGUUGCUGCGGAACUAGCCACAACUCUGGUCAAGGUCAGCACCAACGCCUUCACCAUUUCAUCGCUCCGGUGUUCAGACUCACGGGCCGGUCACAACGUGCGACCCUUGAAACACGCAACGGUAGCUGUGGGGCUUUACUUGGUUGCAUCGAUGAUCAACCACUCUUGCCGUCCCAACGCCCUGGCAAGCUUUCAUGGGGGAGAGAUGAGAGUGGUGGCCACCCGUGCGAUCGAACGGGGGGAACCUGUUACCAUUUCCUAUGGGCCGUUGGCGUCAAAGAUGUCGUCCACUUCCGAGCGUCAGGCAUACUUGAGCCGGGCCUACUUUUUUCGGUGCGAAUGCAUAGCCUGCCACCCUCUCUCAGAAGAAACUGCCACCACCCCGUCCCGCCGCUCACGCGGCAGCGAGGGUGGCGACGAACGGCAACUCACCGAUCGAGACAAAGAGGGAAAAGCCAUCGAGGCGACAUUUUCGAAACGGACCGAUUUCGCUUGUACUGAAGCAGAGAGCGGUGGCUGUCCCGGCACGCUCUGUGUGGGAGUGCCUCCUCCUCCACCUCCUCCUUUUGCACCACCCACGCCCCCGUCGACGACCCAGGGUUGCAUCAACUCCGGUGUUGAAAGCUCAAAUGUUCCAAGCCCUUGUAUCAAUCGUGUCCAAGCGGUAGCUUCGACGUCGUCGACGUCGCCGAGCCCCAGGAGAAUGGAGGUGGUGGUGUUAUGGUGUGACCGUUGCGGGAGCCGCGUUCCGCCAGAUCUGGCGGACGCGCUGCUGAAGGAGGACAAGGAGGACCGCCGGCUGUGGGAGGAGGCAAAGGCGGCAAUGUCAAGCUCCGAAAAGGGAGCUGGACGUAGUGGAGGUGACGACGACGGGGAACUGAAAAGCAUGUCGCCGCCAAGGCGAUCCCGUCCGAACACUGGGGAGCGGUGGUGCAAAUCCUCAACAACGGAGGAUGGCUCGGUAAAUGCAGCCCCUUCUCCGGGAUCUUUUGCCUCGUCCGAUGCGUUGAGCCUUGUCAUGGAACGCAUCCGGUGGCGCGACCGCUACCUGACCACCACAUCGAUGCGGAGAGCCGUCGCACACGACAUGCACGCGCGCGUUCUCGCGAGCCGCGAAGACUUUCCCGGUGCCGCCGAUGCUUGCGCAAGAGCGGUGAGCGUGUUGAAGCGGAGGUUCAGCCCCGAGGACCAGGAGCUGGGCAUCGAGUUUCUCAAGCUUGCGGAGCUGUGCUUCAAUGCAGGCUGGACAGACAAAUGUACCGCAGCUUGUGUGAAGGCUAAGGAGUCGCUCGGGGUUUGUCUGCAACCGGGCGAUGAGCAGCUGGAAGCGUUAAACACCCUGCAGGCUUUGUGCGCGGCGGUCUACCAUCGUUGACCUAGGGCUGGUGCUGCUUCUUAGUACCGGGUGGUAUUUUUGUGUAUUGCCUCGUUUUUUUAUUAUUAUUUCUUAGGCGGCCACACAAAGUGACGAUUGUCCCAUCUGUCUGUCUAUGGCCACGUGAUGUGUUCGUGACACGCCCUUGUUUCAUUAAUGUCUAGUGUUGGAAGAGAUCCGAACAGUGCUGCGAGGUUACCCACUAGACCACCGGGGCGACCAGUUUUUUUUUUUUUUCCCUCCCAUCAUUGGACUCUGUCGCCUGCCCCUCUGGCCCCUAUCCCCCACUUCUACUAGCUAGACGACCCAACCAGGGUCACAUAGGAGGGGAAGGGGGGGGUUGGACCCCCUCCUGCGGUUCCUGCCUGAGGUGGCCAGUGGGCACGGUUGUACAGGGGCAUUGUGUAACCUCCGGCCAACCAGGGGUUAUUACAUGGGAUAACGNCCGGGGCGACCAGUUUUUUUUUUUUUUCCCUCCCAUCAUUGGACUCUGUCGCCUGCCCCUCUGGCCCCUAUCCCCCACUUCUACUAGCUAGACGACCCAACCAGGGUCACAUAGGAGGGGAAGGGGGGGGUUGGACCCCCUCCUGCGGUUCCUGCCUGAGGUGGCCAGUGGGCACGGUUGUACAGGGGCAUUGUGUAACCUCCGGCCAACCAGGGGUUAUUACAUGGGAUAACGUGGGGGGGUUACAGGCCGAGCGAGCAUAACGUACCAGGUUAUGAACGCGGUCGUGCGCGUAUUGGUGUGGAUGAAGGAGGAGAAAAGAAAAAACUAUGUGUGAGCCUUCCCCUCCAUUGCUACAUUGUAUUCAACCCGUAUUUGUGAUAUAGUUACGCGAUUCCUCGCUCAGCAUUACUUUACGUCGAAUUGAUCGGUGAAGAAAAGAUAACAUGGGGUGGAUNCAACCCGUAUUUGUGAUAUAGUUACGCGAUUCCUCGCUCAGCAUUACUUUACGUCGAAUUGAUCGGUGAAGAAAAGAUAACAUGGGGUGGAUCGAACCAGCAACUUGGGCCUAAAUAAUCCAAUGGUUGACCGCUACGCUGCAUGUUGAAGGCUAUGACUAUUGCACCAUUCUAUGCUUUUAUAGUAGGGGCGGAAACAAUGGUAGCAACACCGCCCACGCGGCCGAUAAGAGCACACUUGU
Molecule: messenger RNA, 3668 nt
Organism: Ectocarpus sp. CCAP 1310/34
Lineage: Eukaryota; Phaeophyceae; Ectocarpales; Ectocarpaceae
Source: the annotation of a GenBank genome assembly